Molecule: messenger RNA, 2167 nt
Organism: Paramecium sonneborni
Lineage: Eukaryota; Ciliophora; Oligohymenophorea; Peniculida; Parameciidae
Source: the annotation of a GenBank genome assembly
AAAUGUUUGAACCAAAAGUAAUAGAAAAGGAAUUAAAGUGUUCUAAUCAAAACCAUAAAGAAGCUGUAGAAAUGGUAAUUUGGGAUCCUUAGUUAAAGAAAGAAUAAAGAUUAAUUUGUAAAAUCUGUUAAUAAGAAUAAUCUGGAGCAAAAAUUUUAAUGCCUUUAAAAGAGGCAUUUGAAAGAACAUUAGAAAAGCAAAAGAAAAUGAUGGAAAAAAUAUCACCUGCAAUUUAAGAGAAUGAAAAAUAUUUAAAAACUUUGGAGAGUGAAAUAAAUAAAUUAAAAGAUAAGGCUUUUUAAGCUUUAGAUGGUAUAAUAAAAAAUACAAAAUCUUGGUUAGAAUAAUUACAUAAAGUUGGAUAAUCCACAGCUUCUUUUAGUUUUCUUGAAGAGUUAGAUAAAAUGAUUAUAUAAAAUGAACAUUAUGCUUCUGAAGAAUAAGUUUAAAUAAUGGAGAACAUUCAUAAUAUAAAUAAUGCUUUUUUCUAGAAAAUUGAUGCUUAAUUAAAUAAUUUCUUCCUUUUUUAAGAGUAUUAAGAUUGUUAAAAUUCAUUGAUCAAUGUUAUUCAAAUGAACUUGAGUGAUUUUACAUAAUCGAAAAUUAAAGUGGCAUAAGAAAACUCUGGUGAUAAUGUAAUUUAUUUUAUUUAAAAAUUAGGCACACUCAAAAUAGAAAGCAUUCUGUAAAUAGCAUAAAAAAGAAAUAAUUUUUGUUAAUUUGGCAUAAAACAUCAGUAAAGAUCUAAGAUCAGCUUGUAGUAAAUGCAAUCGAAGAGAUGGAGAGUUUUUUGAAGAAUUUAUUGAAAAAUGGAAAGAAUUUGAGUAGAAACAGAAGGAUUCUCUUUAAAAAUCAUAAGAUAAUUUAUCAAGAACUGUUGAAGAUAAAUAAGAGUUAUUAAAUAAAAUACGAUUCGAUAUAGUUAGUCAAUUUUCAAAAGUAAUAAAUUAAUUGAGGAAUGUUAUGUUGAAAGGAUUGAAAGAACAGUUUAAAACUGUGAAUAAUCUUACAAUGAUAUUUAAUGAGGGAUAAAUUAAUGAAAUGGCUGAAAAAUUAAGUAAACAAGAAUAAUUGAAAAGCAAUGAUUUACAAUUAGAAAUAACAGGGUGUAUGUAAAAUUUGAUAUCUGAAAUCUCAAAUAGUUUUGGGUAAUUUUCAUCUUAAAAAGAUUUAUAACUGAAGAAAGUCUUAAAAAAAACAAUAGAAGAUGAAGCUCUUAGCAUAGGUAUGGCUUUUAAUUAAGAUGGAUCUUAAUUUAUUUCUAGCAGCAAUUCAAAUUUAAUAUUGUGGAAUUUAAAUUAAAAUGAGAUAACAAAAGUUGCCACAUUAAAGGGUCACAAUGAUUAUAUUAAUUGCGUAGUCUUUAAUAAGAGCAGCAAUGGCAUCAUUUCUGGAUGUGAAGACUCCUCUAUAAGAUUAUGGAAGUCACAGAAUAAAAAUGAAUGGGAGAGUGUAGAAGCUGAAAAAAAACACUAUUAAAGAAUUUCUUGUUUAGUUUUAAAUUCAAAAGAAGAUCAACUAUUUUCUGGUAGUGGUGAUUCUAAAAUCUGUGUUUGGAAUAUUGAUUUUUAAAAGAAAUAAAUCAAUCUCAAAUAAAUAUUACAAAAUCACAAUUAAGAUGUUUUUAGUUUAAGUUUAAAUGAAGAAAAUACUUUUCUAGUUUCUUGCAGUUUUGAUCAGAAAAUUGUCGUUUGGGAAAUUUAAAAUAAUGAAUGGAAAUUCAAAUAAUUAAUAGAUAAUGAAGUCAAAGAUUUUGGUUAUAGAUUAUCAUUUUUAAACGAAAAUAUGUUUAUUUGGAUAACUGCAAAUGAAGGUUAAGGAUAGAUUUGUGUAUUUAAAUUAGAAAACUAAAAAUUUGAGGAAUAAAAAGAUAAAAAAUUAUAAUUAGCUCAUUCUACAAAUACCAUGGAUUGUAUGUAUUUUCCAAUUGUUUAUAAUAAGAAUAAAAAUGUUGCAUAUGUUAAACAUAAAAAGCAUUUAUAUAUAAUUAAACUAGGAACAGGAUCUUCAAAUUGGACUACAAAUGAAAUUGAAUUAGAUGAUGCAUAACACCUUUUUGGUGCCAUAUCACCUGAUGGCUAAACACUAGUAACAUACAAUUUAGAUGAGCAAAAACUUCAAUUUUAUGGAUUUUAAUUCUAAUGAGUUAUCAAGUACAAUUAUUAGG